UAGCGCUUUCCUUUCCGCUUGGUGUGCAUCCUGGGACGGAGGUCUGCGGAGCUGGGAGCUGCAAAGGCUUUACGCUGCGCGCCUCAGGCCGUUUUACUGCCAGUCAGUACGGGAUCGCUUUGCCAAGAGUUGGAAGGAAUAAAGGAAUAAGGAAGGAGACUGUGGGCCGCCGGCCGCUGUGCUCCGAGUGGCUUUUUCUUCGCUCCUGUCCGGAGAAGCUGGGUUUACAGUCGUCACAGGAUUGAUUCGCCAUUUGCUUUCCUGCACGCUAGCUCUCCGCAUUGUCCGGCAGCGGCAUCUAGAGGUUGGAACUUGGCAUUGCAGCUUAUAUAUUUAAAUGGACCUGAAUUUGCCAGUGUCUGUAACAACUGGUUUUCAGUCACAGCUCGUUUAAAAAGACUUGGUGUUUAGUUCAAAAUUAAGAAAAUAGACGCUUACCUGCUGUAGUACUUAAAUAUUUCAAUUAAUUACAAACUGAUCCUUCUGACUGUUGCAAAAGCUGGAACUUUUUAGUGCAACAAGUGGUUAUUGGAGAAGUGAGUCGCAAAGAAAGAAAGAUGAGUAAGAGCAAAGAUGAUGCUCCUCACGAACUAGAGAGCCAGUUUAUCUUACGUCUGCCUCCGGAAUAUGCUUCUACUGUGAGGCGGGCAGUACAGUCUGGUCAUGUCAACCUGAAGGACAGACUGACAAUAGAGUUACACCCGGAUGGGCGUCAUGGAAUUGUCAGAGUGGACCGGGUUCCACUGGCCUCAAAAUUGGUGGAUUUGCCAUGUGUUAUUGAAAGCUUGAAAACUAUUGAUAAAAAAACCUUUUACAAGACAGCAGAUAUCUGUCAGAUGCUUGUAUCCACAGUUGAUGGUGAUCUCUAUCCUCCAGUGGAGGAACCAGUUGCUGCUGCUGCUGCAGCAGCACCUCCUGCUGCUGACCCCAAAGCAAGUAAAAAAAAGGAUAAGGACAAAGAGAAAAAGUUUAUAUGGAACCAUGGAAUCACUCUGCCUCUAAAAAAUGUCAGAAAGAGAAGGUUCCGGAAGACAGCGAAGAAGAAGUAUAUCGAAUCUCCAGAUGUGGAAAAGGAAGUGAAGCGUUUGCUGAGUACAGAUGCUGAAGCUGUCAGUACUCGUUGGGAAAUAAUUGCUGAAGAUGAAACAAAAGAAACAGAAAAUCAAGGCCUUGAUAUCUCUUCUCCAGGAAUGUCAGGCCACAGGCAGGGCCAUGACUCAUUAGAACAUGAUGAGCUUCGGGAGAUAUUCAAUGACCUCAGCAGCAGCAGUGAAGAUGAAGAUGAGACACAGCAUCAAGAUGAAGAAGAUAUCAACAUCAUUGACACAGAGGAAGAUCUGGAAAGACAGCUACAGGACAAGCUAAAUACAUCAGAUGAACAGCACCAAGAAAAUGAAGGAACCAGUCAGCUGGUUAUGGGAAUUCAGAAACAGAUUGAUAACAUGAAAGGGAAGCUCCAAGAGACCCAGGACAGGGCGAAACGACAGGAAGAUCUCAUCAUGAAAGUGGAAAACCUGGCUCUCAAGAACAGAUUCCAGGCUGUGCUAGAUGAACUCAAACAAAAGGAAGACCGAGAAAAGGAGCAGCUCAGCUCUUUGCAAGAAGAGCUAGAAUCACUCCUGGAGAAGUAAGAGUUUUUGAUACUUAAUUCCAUUCCAUAGAAUGAUCAGCAUUAGAAGAAAAAUUUUGGCUUCAUCACCUGGAUGAGAUAUAACUUAGCAGUCAUUCCCAUUUCCUCUGCUUCUAUUGAAUUUGUAUUAUAGACAGCUAUAAAUGUGCAUGUCUAUUUCAUUUGUCUCUUACAGCUUUCCUGGGUGUUUAUCCCAUAGGAAGUAGGAAUGUAUGAUAGAUAAGUGUAGGAAAAUUAUAGGAUUAGUGGAAUGAACAUUCAACCUUAGUAGUCAUUACUUCACUGCAGGACGUUGCUGCUGUUUCUCAUUUGCCAGGAUCUGCUAUUGCUGGCCUGUGAUGCUAUCUGAGAUCAGUAAGAGUAGCCUAGAGGCUAGUGAAUCUAAUUUGCAUAUGUUUUCCCAUGCAGUAGCUAUUUUUCAACAUGUAGAGUUAUAUGUCAUUUUAUAAAGUUUUAACAAUAAAAACUAGUUUUUACCUCA
This is a messenger RNA of Phyllostomus hastatus (greater spear-nosed bat), 2111 nucleotides long. RefSeq names its product TATA-box binding protein associated factor 7 (gene TAF7). Gene Ontology annotation, biological process: transcription initiation at RNA polymerase II promoter; RNA polymerase II preinitiation complex assembly; regulation of transcription by RNA polymerase II. The record is from RefSeq and is a predicted model, not a curated record. The transcript is spliced from 2 exons. Bases 558 to 1631 code for a protein of 357 amino acids. Gene Ontology annotation, molecular function: RNA polymerase II general transcription initiation factor activity. Gene Ontology annotation, cellular component: transcription factor TFIID complex. Lineage: Eukaryota; Metazoa; Chordata; Mammalia; Chiroptera; Phyllostomidae.